Molecule: messenger RNA, 2019 nt
Organism: Toxotes jaculatrix (banded archerfish)
Lineage: Eukaryota; Metazoa; Chordata; Actinopteri; Toxotidae
Product: serine/threonine-protein kinase MAK-like
Exons: 15
Coding region: 1-2019 (672 amino acids)
Biological process (GO): cilium assembly; protein phosphorylation; intraciliary transport
Cellular component (GO): nucleus; cilium; cytoplasm
Molecular function (GO): protein serine/threonine kinase activity; ATP binding
Source: RefSeq, a predicted model, not a curated record
AUGAACCGCUACACCACUCUGAAGCAGCUGGGUGACGGCACGUAUGGCAGCGUGCUCCUGGGCAAGAGCAAUGAGACUGGGGAGCUGGUGGCCAUCAAGAGGAUGAAGAGGAAGUUUUAUUCUUGGGAUGAGUGCUUGAAUCUGAGAGAAGUGAAGUCUCUGAAGAAGCUGAACCAUGCCAAUGUGGUGAAGCUAAAGGAAGUCAUCAGAGAAAAUGACUACCUCUACUUUGUCUUUGAGUACAUGAAAGAAAACCUCUAUCAGCUCAUGAAAGAAAGGGAAGCUAAGAUGUUUUCUGAAAAUGAGAUAAGGAACAUUCUGUUCCAAGUAUUGUCUGGCUUAGCAUUUGUGCAUAAGCACGGGUAUUUCCACCGUGAUAUGAAGCCAGAGAACUUGCUCUGCAUGGGCCCAGAGCUGGUCAAGAUUGCAGAUUUUGGACUAGCAAGAGAAAUCCGCUCGCAGCCACCGUACACUGAUUAUGUGUCCACGAGAUGGUACCGAGCCCCAGAGGUUCUGCUCAAGUCCAACUCCUACAGCUCGCCCAUUGACAUCUGGGCCAUGGGCUGCAUCAUGGCGGAGCUCUACACCCUCAGACCCCUGUUCCCCGGCAACAGCGAGGUGGACGAGAUCUUCAAGAUCUGUCAGGUGCUGGGAACGCUGAAGAAGUCGGACUGGCCUGAGGGCUACAACCUGGCCGCCUCGAUGAACUUCCGCUUCCCAAAGUGUGUCCCCACCAGCCUCAGAUCGCUGAUCCCCAACGGCAGCGACGAGGCGAUCGCACUGAUGAAAGACAUGCUGCAGUGGGAUCCUGAGAAAAGACCAAGUGCAGCUCAGGCUCUGCGGUAUCCUUACUUCCAUGUCGGCCAGGCGCUCGGUGCUCCAUUGAAGUAUUCAGAGCAGCACAAGGCUCAGGCAAAGCUGUUCGAGGCGUCUACAGAACCAAAGCCUCUGUCCCUCUGUAAGACAGACCUGGAGUCCAGCGAGCCAAGUCAGACCCAGGCAGAGCUGAAGACCUCCGGCCAAUCUCUAAACCAGCCUCUACAGGAGAUCCCCGUUCCUCAGGACAACACGGAGCCAACCACACAACAAGCCACACUGGGGCAGGAGGAACCUCUCAGCCUGGUGAAAAACAGGCAACCGACGAGCUGGCACACUGUCGCCGCCACUCAGCAAGGAGCAGAGAACAUUGUAUCCAGAGUCAGGACUGGACGCAGGCGAUGGGGCCAGACGUCUAUCAAGUCAGUCGACAGCUGGGACGACGGUGACGACACAGACGCUGGAGUUUCCAUCUCCAAAAAACCCACUAUCAGCUCCCUGAAAGACAGAGCACACAAUGGGCACAGCUGUCGAUUUCCAGAGUCAAAGAGCAAUGCAGUUGCAAAGUUAGCAAGCAACACUGGGCUAAACAGAACUGACUCCACCACCUUGUCUGCCAAGCAGCACUACCUCCGUCAGUCCAGGUAUCUGCCAGGCGUGAAUCCAAAAAGCAGCUCCUCGGUAGGAAGCCAGGUGGGCGGCAGAAACCUGUGGGACAGCUCGUGCUUAACCAGAGGACAGGGCCUGGAGUUCCCUCUUAAUAAAGAUGCUAGUUUUCCUAAAGUAGCAGAUAAGCAGCCUAUGAAGGAGAAGACCCUGGAGGAUCCUGAUCUUUCCAGAGACUUCUUCAUGAGCAACACCAAUAACCCAGCCAAGACUUACAUAUCACCUUUUCAGAGGACCGAAACAGGAGCAGCCCGACAGAGGAUUACACUGGCACCGAUUGGAGGCACCUCUGCUAUUGAUCUGUCCUCAGCUGCUGAUCUGAGAAUUGACUGUAAAACCAAAACGUCAAAGAUCUCUUCGAAUAAACUUGCUUCCUCAAAUGAAGAGUAUGAGGGGUGGAGGAGCAGAUCUCUGAAUCCUCAGAUCCCUGGAUCCAGCACCAUCUCUGUAGGGAAGAAAGCCUUCGCACGGAGCACAAACAACCAGGCAGUGCACGGGCGAGUUGACUGGACCGCCAAAUACGGAGGUCACCGGUAG